CCAAUACCCCGAGAUACCCCAGAUCUCGAAUAUAGGCUAAAUGCAUUAGACACCUCCACACUGCUGGAUGUAACGGAUAAUUCUAGAUCUAUUCGGGUGAAUCGGAUCGACAUUACCGAAUGUUAAUAUUAUUGACAAUGCUUUGUUGACAUAAUAUUAAGCUUACGUCCCCCUUCGUCAUGGGUUGCGAUAGCUCAGCUAAAUGAGCCAUUCGUGUCAGCUGGGAAGUGUAGAAAGUGGUUCACCAUGAAGUUCCCCUUGCUGGUGAAUGCUAAUCUGGCAUUCCUCACGUCUGUGGCGUCGGCUGCGGUAGUACGAUCUGUCAAUCCAACGUACUAUAACCCCGUGCUGCCAGGAUGGCACUCGGAUCCAUCCUGCACGCAAGUUGAUGGAACCUUCUUGUGCGCGACUUCGACUUUCAUUUCUUUCCCGGGUAUCCCAAUUUACGCGUCGAAGGACCUUAUAAACUGGAAGUUGGUCAGCCAUGCGUGGAACCGCGAGAGUCAACUUCCCGGCGUCAGCUGGAAUACAACUGGUCAACAACAAGGCAUGUACGCAGCUACGCUACGCUAUCACGAGGAACAGUUCUAUCUCAUUUGCGAGUACCUUGGUCUACCAGAAGGCAAUAUCGGUGUGGUCUUCACGUCGUCAGAUCCCUUUAGCGACGAGGCUUGGAGCGAUCCCGUCAUCUUCCACCCAGACAAGAUUGACCCCGACUUAUUUUGGGACGACGGCAAGCUUUAUGUAGCCAUACAGGGAAUCAUCCUUCAAGAAUUGAAUCUAGAGACCGGCGAGCUCAGCCAACCACCAAUUAGCCUGUGGAACGGUACGGGAGGAGUCUGGCCCGAGGGCCCUCACCUAUACAAGAAGGAUGGAUGGUAUUACUUGAUGAUCGCGGAGGGCGGCACUGAGACGGAUCAUUCCAUCACGAUUGCACGAUCGCGCGAGUUGAUCGGCCCCUACGAGGCAUACGAAAAUAAUCCCAUUCUAACAAAUCGAGGCACGGAUGAAUACUUCCAGACCGUUGGUCAUGGCGACCUAUUCCAAGAUGCCGAUGGUAACUGGUGGGGCCUUUGCCUAGCUACCCGCUCUGGUCCCGACUUCGAAAUUUACCCAAUGGGUCGCGAAGCAGUCCUCUUCCCAGUAACAUGGGACGAGGGCGAAUGGCCCGUACUUCAGCCAGUUCGCGGAAAGAUGAGUGGGUGGACGUUGCCCCCGCCCAACCGAGAUGUACCUGGAGAUGGUCCCUUCAAUUCGGACCCAGACGUUUACGAUUUCGAGGAGGGCACGGCCAUUCCACGAAACUUAGUCUAUUGGCGCGUACCACGCGAAGGUGCUUUCUCCGUGACGUCUAACGGCCUGCAAAUUGUACCAAGCCGGAAUAACCUCACAGGAACACCCUUUUCCGAAACUACGCCCGAACUAAGCGGACAACAAGGCCUAUCCUUCAUCGGCCGACGCCAAACUGACACCCUCUUCACCUUCAGCGUGGACCUAACCUUCCAACCGCAAGAAGUAGGUCAAGAGGCAGGCGUAACAAUCUUUCUCACGCAAGUAAACCACAUCGACCUAGGCAUCGUACUCCUAGCAGGCUCUUCAAACUCCUCUUGCCCAUCGCACAGAAAGCGAGAAGAAGCAGCCAACGCACAACUCGCAUUCCGAUUCCGCGCUGAAGGAACCGGUGUUCCUCCUGAGCCAAAAGUGGUUACCGUACCGAAAGACUGGCUAGAUGGUCCUAUAAGACUCCAAAUCGAAACGGCUAAUACGACGCAUUACAACCUCGCUGCCGCAUCAGCUGCAGAUCCAAGCGGUAGCAUCCUCGUCGGCACAGCAUCCGCGGGGCUAGUUAGCGGUGGUAACGGGUCUUUCGUUGGGAGUUUGGUUGGUGCUUAUGCGACUUGUAACGGAGCUGGUACCGGAGUUGAGUGUCCCCAGGGCGGAAAUGCGUAUUUCAACCGCUGGAGAUAUACUGGUGAGGGGCAGUAUGUCUCGGAGACUGAAGUUGUGUAACAUAGUUUAAUAAUCUUAAUAAAGGCCAGAAGCGAUGCCGGCUGGCACACCCGGGUAUCUUAUAAAUUCCCUUUUUUAAAUCGCGAUUAUUCAAGGAAGAUUCUCUCGAUCUAUGUUCAUUGACUUGCUGAUGUCUAAUUCACGAGGAGUUCGUCAAACCACGAUGUGUCUGGCAUUUUAGAACUACGCCAACUCUCGGGGGUGUGAUUUGUGACGCCACGAAAUCAGCAGAUUACUUUUCCAUAAAUUUUCUUUUUGGCUUGCCAAGCUUCGGCCGUCCGAGGGGUAUUUUCAAGAG
Molecule: messenger RNA, 2308 nt
Organism: Hypoxylon trugodes
Lineage: Eukaryota; Fungi; Ascomycota; Sordariomycetes; Xylariales; Hypoxylaceae
Product: glycoside hydrolase family 43 protein
Exons: 1
Coding region: 247-2010 (587 amino acids)
Biological process (GO): carbohydrate metabolic process
Molecular function (GO): hydrolase activity, hydrolyzing O-glycosyl compounds
Source: RefSeq, a predicted model, not a curated record